AUGGAAAAUGAAAAUUGUGAAAUGGAUCAGAUAGCGACGAGCGAUUCUGUUAUAAUAGAAGAAAAUAUUCUUUCUGAUGAUGAUGAAAAGAUCAGAGUGUAUGGCUCAACGCGUCUGACAUCACCAUCAAAGCCAAAAUCACGUGCAGAUGACAGAUCACAGGAUGCUGAAUAUGGAGAUAACAGAAAGGAGGGGUCAAAGCCCACAAGUUUGUUGCUUCCGUCACCUAGUGUGAGCCGAAAAAGCAGUUCACAUUCUGCAGAUACGCACGUCUCCACACGAUCAUUUGCUGAUUCAUCCAGUUGGAUGCAGCAUCCAAAGAUUCGUGAGAACUGGAAAGUUGUGUUGGGGGCUUUCAUGCUCACAUUGAUAGGCUCUGUCUUGUUUCUUGUUGGAGUUGGGAUAGUUGUUUCACCCAGCAGAGGUAUGCAUUGUCUCGUUUUCUUCAUUGGUGGAUUGCUGUGUCUGAUCCCGGGAGCUUACCACCUGGUGUAUAUAUACCUGGCUGUGAAAGGGAUAGAGGGAUACAGUUUGUACGACCUUCCAGUAUUCAACUGACGGGUCAUUUUUCAUUCUCACGGAUUUUGAAAGGGACAUUCCAGUCAUUACGUGCAAUACAUCAACACCUCAUACAAUGAUUUUAGUAUCGCCAGUACUGGUUCCCAUUCCAGUUAGCAGUCAAUAAAGGUAGCAGGACUGGCCAGGUACCAGAAGUGAUGAUAAAAAAAAGAAACACUUCUAUUUAUAGACCAUAUAUCUUUAAAGGGGCAUGCAACCAGAUUUAUGUCAUUUUUUCAGUUUAGAAAUUGCCUUCAUUUGUUGUAAGUUAUCAAAAAAAAAAAACACUAAAGAUUAAAGCUGCUAGCUUGCAGUUUGGGUAAAAUUUUUCUGCAUGUUCAUUUCAAUCAGGUUUGGUAUAGACUGUAUAUAUGACACUGAAAAAUGAUAAAGUGAAUGAAAGUAGGUUUUAGAUAUUUGUAAAAAAAGAAAAAUGUUGCUUCUCCACUGUUUCAAAAGCCUUACAAACAGUUAACUGCUUUCUAUACAAUAUUUUUAGUAAUUUGUGAAGAUAUCAGGCAAAAGUCGUAUGUUAGUAAGUUUGUCCCACUUUCACAUUACCAGAUUUAAUCUUUUUUUGAUAGAGAGAAAAAUAUUGGCUAAAAAGAGUGAAUGAGUCAUUUAAAGUGAUGCAGCGAGUUCUAGAAGUAUUUAUUUAUAAAAUCAUCAGUGUAGCAUGUACAUUACUACCUAAAGUGUUAGUCACACAGUAGAUAUAUGGUAUACAUGUAAAGUAGAAGAAAUUUAGCUACUACAGUUCAUGUCUUACUCAUAAAUUAUCAACCGUUAAGAGUAUUGAUCUUUUUAUACACAAAAAUGUAUUUCAUAAUAAAUAUUGUUAUUCAUUUAAAAGUAUGAAAUUUUAAUGUAUUUCUGGAGGUGUACCCCUUUGAAAUUGCACAAUGUUUAUAUGCACUAGGUCAGAUUUAAAAUCAGAUGUAUAAACUAAAUACCAGAAACCACAUUUUUGUUAAUUGUAUAACUUUUGAAGCCAAAAUUUUAAAUAUAAUGUGGAGUAUUGUUCUUUCCUGUUUAAUUUUAUGUCACAAAAUAUGUAACUUGAAUUAAAAAAAACAUGUAUAAAUCCUUUUUCCUCACUCGGGGCAUUGAAUUCUUCAUGUGAGGAAGCCAUCCAGCUGGCUUACAGAAGGUCGGUGGUUCUACCCAGGUGCCGUUCAUGAUGAAAUAAUGCACGGAGGUGCACCUGGGGUCUUCCUCCACCAUUAAAGCUGGAAAGUCACCAUAUGACCUAUCAUGUGUCGGUGCGACGUUAAAUACAAAAAAAUAAAAUAAAUAAAUCCUAUUCGAAUAUGUUUUACACACAAAAAAUUGUCACAAUUUUCACAACUCUGACAUUGGACUUCCUUUAAUUAAAGCCCUAAAAAUACAUUUACGAAACUGAGUAAUCAUAGUUAAUUAUUUCCACAUUUUCUCCAGAACUACACACAGAAAAAGUUGUUUGAUAUUUCUAGCAUAAAUGUCAGAUAACACAGUUUAGAAUUUUUGCACAUGUAAACAAAUUUUAAGGACAGAUCUGGGAGCGUGCCAAAUACAGAGCCUCUUGUUGUUGAGCAGACACUGUAUCAGUUGAAAAUUAGUGAUGUUUAAAUGUGAAAAUUUUUUGAGGAAGCAUUGUUAUCAUUAGAGAAAGAAUCAUAGUUGAUUAUAAAUUGUUUUAUGAAGUCUUUCGACUGAUUUAGAUGCAUGUUAUUUAAUUUUAUUUGAACGGUUAGUGCUUUUUGUUAUUUCAUUACCGGUAAUCUGUUUAGAAGAUAAAAUUUUGUUAUUGUAGGGUAUCAUUGUAUAAGUGCUUGAUUCUUUAUUUAUAUAUUAUUACUGUAAUCUCUUGUUAGGAGGACGUGUUAGAGAGUUUGAGAUUUUGUACUUUUUGUAUUUUGUACUAGGAGUACAUCCCAUAUACAUAACAUGUAUGUAAAUCCCUAUACCUAACAAUAAGGGACUGAAAAAAAUUGUCUUUAUUUGAAUGGUUUGUUACAAGUGAUUUUUUUUUUUUUUUUU
Mercenaria mercenaria is the source of this 2577-nucleotide messenger RNA. RefSeq names its product transmembrane protein 134-like. Lineage: Eukaryota; Metazoa; Mollusca; Bivalvia; Venerida; Veneridae. The coding region runs from base 1 to 558 and encodes 185 amino acids. The record is from RefSeq and is a predicted model, not a curated record. The transcript is spliced from 6 exons.